Aricia agestis (brown argus) is the source of this 1324-nucleotide messenger RNA. RefSeq names its product box C/D snoRNA protein 1. The transcript has 5 exons. Gene Ontology annotation, biological process: snoRNA localization; maturation of LSU-rRNA from tricistronic rRNA transcript (SSU-rRNA, 5.8S rRNA, LSU-rRNA); box C/D snoRNP assembly. Gene Ontology annotation, cellular component: nucleus; pre-snoRNP complex. The coding region runs from base 200 to 1315 and encodes 371 amino acids. The record is from RefSeq and is a predicted model, not a curated record. NCBI's taxonomy places the organism in Eukaryota, Metazoa, Arthropoda, Insecta, Lepidoptera, Lycaenidae.
CUUAUCGAAGUUUAAUGAUUUUAAAAGGCCUAAUCUGUGGUUCUUGAAUUUUGAUAGCAAAUGGUAAACAAGAGGCGUGCGUUUGGAAAUACAAUUAUUAUUGGAAAAAUCGUGAAAAAUAAUGUAAUUUAGUGUUGUUCAGUAAUGUAAUUUAACAAUUAACGUGAUAAAUACCUCCCAGUAAUACACUACAAAAAUCAUGACGUCUUCUGAAAGCGAAUCGGAUAAUGAAAAUGUAGCGAUCUCUAGGCUCGGAGACUGCGAAGUGUGUGGAGCAAACCCGGCGAAAUAUACCUGUCCAAAAUGCGAGGUUAAGACAUGCUGCCUACAAUGUGUUGUUAUACACAAGAGAGAACUGGAAUGUACGGGUAUUCGGGAUCGCACCAAGUUUGUGCGUAUAAAAGAGUUCUCCAACACAGAUUUACUGAGUGACUACAGGUUGCUAGAGGAAUGUGCAAGAUUUGUGUAUGCCGUUAAAAGAGAUGAGAAGAAACGUUUUACAAGGCUUGACAAGGAUUUGCCACUUCAUUUGUUUAAAUUAAAGACAGCAGCCAGGAAGAGAGGCACAGUACUACAGUUUUUGGCUCAAAACUUUACGAGACAUUCUAUUAAUACAACUAGAUAUAACUACAAAACUAAUGUGAUCCAUUGGAGAAUAGAGUGGAUAUUCCCCAAUGUUGAAAACAAACCUCUAAAGUUUGUUGAUGAAAAGUGCUUAGAGAAAAACAAGUUGUCCCAACUUCUAGAUAAAUAUAUUAACCCUGAUGCACCUCCAUUUGAAGGUUCCAAGAACUUAGCAUAUUAUAAAUCAGCUGGUUUUAGUGGGAUCAAAGUUUUACUAAAAGCUGAAAAAGUGAGAGGAUCGGACAAGAAAUUCUUUGAAUUAGACGCAACAGAAACAUUGGCAGAAAAUUUAUCUGGAAAAUGUAUUAUAGAAUUCCCUAUAAUUUUUGUUGUCCUCAAAGACCAUGCAUUUAAUUUUGACAUCAUCACUCCAGAAGAUGAAUUUGAUUAUGCUAAAAAAGUAAAUAAACCAAACUCUGCCAUGCAAAUGGAAAAUAGCUUGAGUGGAGCACAUAACAGGAUAGAAACAAAAAAAAUAAUUUCUGAACAAGAAGGACACAUGCAAGUGAAAAGGCCUAGAACACUUUUAACCGAAAAGAUUGCAGAGGAAAGAAGAAUGGAAAUAGAAAAAGAAAUCAAGUCAGAGAAAAAGAAGAAACCAAAGAAUUUACUUUUUACAACUGGCUACUCAUCUGAAGAGAGUGGAUUAAGUGACAGUGAUGAAGAUCAAGACAAUAAAAUAAAAACAUGAGAAUUUUAA